This is a messenger RNA of Coprinopsis cinerea okayama7#130, 1752 nucleotides long. Its product is annotated as tRNA-pseudouridine synthase. Gene Ontology annotation, biological process: pseudouridine synthesis. Gene Ontology annotation, molecular function: pseudouridine synthase activity; RNA binding. Bases 1 to 1752 code for a protein of 583 amino acids. Lineage: Eukaryota; Fungi; Basidiomycota; Agaricomycetes; Agaricales; Psathyrellaceae. The record is from RefSeq and is a predicted model, not a curated record. The transcript is spliced from 10 exons.
AUGCCCCCUUCCCCUCAGAUCACCCUUCUAAGCCAACUAAACAGGUCAACCAAAACCCACUACCGCCUCAUUCCCGUCUCGCCCCUCGAGCAAUUCCGCCACAACAUCUACAACCUCAUCCGCACCACACUCAUGUCCAACGAUUUCGACUUUACAAAACCCCGGAGCGUACCCGCGCCUCCAGGGCUCAAGAAGAUCGCACCGUAUUGGUAUCCGUAUACCACGAUGACCAAGAUGAGGUGGAUUGGGAGGGAGCUUUUGGAAGUCGUUUCAACAGAGUUUAGGGAUCGGUCGAUGGAGUAUUAUAGAUAUGCUCUGGAAUCGGGUGUGACGACUGUGAACGGCCAGGUGGCUUCACCUACUACGAUAUUGAAAGAUGGAGACCGAAUCGAAAACGUCGUCCAUCGCCACGAACCACCAGUAACCGACACUCCAGUCCGCAUCCUCCACAGAGACGAUGAACGUGAAUUCAUAGUGGUGGAUAAACCAGGCAGCAUCCCUGUCCAUGCUUCCGGAAGAUACUACAAAAACACGUUGAUUGAAAUCCUCGUUCAUGACUUUGGGAUAAAGAAAUGUUAUCCUGCAAACAGGUUGGACCGUCUAACCUCUGGACUAAUGAUCAUGCCCUUGUCCCCGGAACGCGCACGUACGCUCACUGAAGAGUUUACAGCUGGGACAGUCAAGAAGGAAUACGUCGCGAGGGUAAAGGGAAAGUUCCCUGAAGGCUCUGUAGUGUGCGAGCAGCCCCUCCUCACAGUUGAUAGGCAAAUGGGUUUGAAUAUUGUCCAUCCCGACGGAAAGCCUGCAAAGACUGUCUUCACCCUCAUCCGCUACGACGAAAACACCAACAGCAGCGUGGUGAAAUGCGAACCCCACACUGGUCGAUCACAUCAACUUCGCGUACACCUUCAAUACCUCGGGCAUCCCAUCGCCAACGACCCUAUAUACUCUGAAGAGCGGAUAUGGGGCAAGAAAUGCGGAAAAGGGGGCAUAGACACCACACCCAGCAACGAACGAAGCGCUCCUGCUCCCCCUCCGCAUCUCCAAGCGCUGACAGAGUGCGUCGGAAGUCCCGAGUCUCUCAGUAAAGAUGCGAGUCCCGCCAACGGCGACUCUGCAGCACCCAGACCUAAACUGCUUCCACGCGAAACGGGAGAUGACAUUGGAAUGGGUUCCCCUGUGCCUUUGUCAGCGGAAGCCGUUGGUGUUAUCACCCGGUUGAGGAACAUGAAAGACGAAGAUGAAGAUUGGAGUCGAUGGCGCGACGUAGUAUUCCGAGUGAAAGGUGCCCUCAACCCACAUCACCUCGUAGUCAGCCCUCCUCCACUCCCUAACAAACGGAAGAAAGGCGGGAAAGCAACAUUGUCUUCCAAGAAGCCUGUAAACGCGCCGACCAAUGGAGCCAACGACUCGCCGCCUUCCGAACCGACCACGCCCACCACAACAGAAAACGCAGAAACUACAGCCCCUCCGAAUCCACCUCAAUACACCGAAGCCGAAAUUGUUGAGAAAGUCAAGCAAGCCGACGCAUCUCCUGACGGUUCUGCAAACACAACCGCAACAAUCCCCGCCGUAAUAGGCGAAUCCGACAACCUUUAUUGCCCCGAGUGCUAUCUACCCCUACAUCCAGACCCGAAACCGGAGAAGUUGUAUAUUUUCUUGCAUGCGCGCAAGUACACCACGAGUUUGGGGUCGUUCGAAACUGAGAUGCCUGAAUGGGCCGCUCCUGGCUGGACCUGGGAUCAGAGUUGA